Molecule: messenger RNA, 2692 nt
Organism: Taeniopygia guttata (zebra finch)
Lineage: Eukaryota; Metazoa; Chordata; Aves; Passeriformes; Estrildidae
Product: probable G-protein coupled receptor 141
Biological process (GO): G protein-coupled receptor signaling pathway
Cellular component (GO): membrane
Molecular function (GO): G protein-coupled receptor activity; oxysterol binding
Source: RefSeq, a predicted model, not a curated record
AUGUCUCUACAAGAGAUAUGACUCAAAGUCCUCCUCUUUUUAGUGAGCUGACACAUACUAAUGAUAUGUUUUGGGGUCUGCAUUCAUGCCUUUUGUUCAGGAAUAAUUUUCAAGGCCUGUUGCCCAUGUAUUUUUUUUAACAGCAGGAACUCUUAAGCUGCUUUUCAUAUAUGCCUACAUCUUGUUUUAUGUAUAAUAUUUAAACUGUGAGAAAUCGCCUCUGAAUCCUUGAUGGUCUAAUAACAUCUUAGAGUGAAAUCCCCUGUUAACUCUGCUAAACACUUUGUUAUUCUGGAACAUUCAGCUUAAUUAUUAAACAUAAAGCCAGUUCACUGGGAAAGUGGAUGUAUAAGGAAAAAAUCCUUUGCUCAGGUGUACAUUUCUUUCCUUGAUCAGUGGCACUUCUCACCUGUUUAGCAGCAAAACCUGGUAUCUUGUGGUAGUUGUAUGGCUCAGGGAAUAACUGCCUGCCUGAGCUUUAGGAUUACCAAAUUGUGGUCAGAGGAAGUCCUGACUUGAUCUGUUCUACACGUCCCAGCACACUGAUAGUCUCAGCCAGCUCAGCAGCUUUUCUGUGGUUCUCCCUGCAUGAUGAAAAGAGCAUUAGAUGUUGCACAUAUAAGAUUGCUAUCGCAGAGGAGCGAAAGGAAGGCUUGUUUCUUCCUGUGUGUGGGCUGAGAAGACUCUCAGUCCUUCUUGGUCAAACAAGUCAAAGACUGUCUUUUUCACUCUGCUUAUGCACACCAUAUGCUACAGCUGCAUGAAAUGACACAUUUCAGGGUGGAGUCACAAAAAGAAGAGAUUAUAAGUAAUCUUCAAAAGAGGAGCUUAUGAGGAUGCUUAACAGCUGCAUAACCCAACAGAACCACUCCUCCAAUGACACAGCACUGAACUCCUCAGAGAAACUCCACACACUUCUGAUAGUCCUAUACAUCAUCAACCUGGCUGGCGGCACCCUUGGAGUCAUCAUGAUGUCCCGGCAGUUGUUUCAAAGGAGAUCACAAUCUGUGAUGACCAUUAUGAUCAUCAGCCUCCUGGUGCUGCACAGCUUCAUGCUCCUCAGCAUCCCCUUCCGCCUCAGCUACUACAUUCUGGGGGAGUGGAAAUUCGGGCGGUUCGCCUGCAGGCUGACGAGCGCCAUCAUCUACCUGCACAUGUAUUCCACCUUCGCCUUUUACGUGGCCAUCAUCAUAGCCCGGCUGCUCCGCCUGGAGUUUCGGAAGUGCUACACCGUGGCCUGGGUGGGGGCUGUCUGGCUGCUGGGAGCGCUGGUGGUCACGCCCGUUCUCCUCUCCUACUAUGGCACCUCGAGGACGUACCGCUCCUCCGAGUGCUUCCAGUUCCACGGGGAGCUGCAGCAGGCUCACAUGGUGAUCGCCAACUACUGCCUGGUUGGGAUUUUGGUGGUGGUGUGUGCUGUGCUCACCGGAAUCCAGCUGACUGUGAUCUACAGAGUAGCCAUGAAAUACUGGCCUGACAUUAACUCUCACGUGGAAUUCAGGGCUCAGGCAAAGAGUUUAUUCUUCAUCUUGGUAACAUUAGUCUGCUUUAUGCCUCAUCAUGUAUUCAGAGUAUAUUACAUCCAAAACUAUGACCUUGAUAAAGACCAUAAACUACUCCUAUACAAUGAGGUUUUUUUAGCUUUAACAACAAUGUGCUGCCUGGAUAUGUUGUGUUUCAUAGCAGGAAUAGCCCACUGAACUGUGAGCUACCAGAAAGUCCAGCUGCAGUAUGUCAGUACUGGCUUUUGAGAGAAAUAAAACUGUGUUGGAAUUUUCCUGAGCUAGGAAGACUGGUGAGUUUAUGGCAUGCCUCUAUAGGUCCACAGCAUUGUUUGGCUUUUGCAGGCCAGUAAGAUUCCUCUUUCACAAGCUACUCUUUUUUAUCUUCUCUCUAGAAGGCAGGCACACUUGAGUCUUACUCUAGUCUUAACCUAAGAGUCAUGCCAUUAAGAUUUUCCUUAGCUGUCCUUCUCUAGCAAUUACACCUAGUACCCAUUCCUUUGUAAUUUUUUCCCUCAAAGUGUCUCAGUAACCACAAUCCAUUGUGGACAGUAAGUUCACUUCUCUGAACGUCUAACUUCUUCUGGCAAUUGUGAUACUGAAGGGAAGAGCUGGAAAAAGAAAUUCCUUUACAGGAUAUUUGUAUUAGUGAUUUUAGAUAGCAAGGACAUUAACUCUACUCAAAUGAGAAGUAUUCAUAGAAUCACAGAAUGGGUUAGAUUAGAAGAGACCACAGUGGGUCAUCGGGUCCAACCUCCAUUUGUAUAAUUUAUAUAAAGUAUAUAUUAAAUUAAAUUAUGUGAAAGCUUAUAUUUAUCACAACUUCAUCUUUAUUUGUGUCAUUCCAAAUCCACAAGGAGCUCUGAAUUGUGUUAAUUAUAUAUUUAGAGUGAAUGAGAGCAGAACAGGAUUCAAAACUUCUGCGUUAUAUCACUCUCCCAUCAGGACUGGAUUUGUUAUCUCUUAGGUCCAUUGUAGCCAAAAAAGUUGCUGUUCUUCCAUAACUGGAUCUGGAGUUUAGUUGAGGGGAAAGAUCAGACCCUCUCCAGGACAAGGAAACACUUUAUUAGCCUUCAAAAACCUUUGAUGUCUGGUCACUUUCAAUUGACUGUUGAUUUAUUACCUGAUGCCAUAUUUUUUCCAUUUACACAUAUAACAAAAGAGAACCAGAAUAAACUUACUGAACAGUG